CCCUUUAUGCGCUCUCUCUCACCAACCUCUAGCUUUCUACCUUACAAAUAUUCGAGGAACGAGGGAUGAGGGGUGAGGGAAUCGCAAAUUGAAGUUCUCUAAUGGCCGGUUCUAUUCGGGGCACCAGCAUUACUUCAAGACCAGCUCGUCUUCUUCGAAAUCAGCCUUCCGGAAUAUCUUUGGACCCCCAAGCUUUCAGAUCCCUCUCUUUCUCCUCCCAUCUUCAUCAUCUCUCCCUCAAAUCUUUAGGGAAGAGGUUACGCGUCCAGACAAUUAGAAUAUCUGCUGUGGUAAGAGCACAGAGCAUCUUCGAGAAUAUGCAGGUUGACAUCUCGUUGAGCCCCAGAGUAAAUUCUGUCAAGCCCUCCAAGACAAUGGCUAUAACCGACCAGGCAACUGCACUUGCACAAGCUGGAGUGCCUGUUAUUCGAUUAGCGGCCGGGGAACCUGAUUUUGAUACCCCAGCUGUAAUUGCGGAGGCAGGAAUUAGAGCAAUCCGUGAAGGUUACACAAGGUACACCCCAAAUGCUGGUACUUUGGAGUUGCGGACAGCAAUUUGUCAUAAGCUCAAAGAGGAGAAUGGGCUGACUUAUACACCUGAGCAGAUUUUGGUUAGUAAUGGGGCCAAGCAGUGUAUCCUGCAAGCUGUGCUUGCAGUUUGUUCUCCAGAUGAUGAGGUUAUAAUUCCAGCUCCAUAUUGGGUAAGCUAUCCAGAAAUGGCAAGGCUGGCUGAUGCAACACCUGUUAUUCUGCCAACGCACAUCGCUGACAAUUUCCUAUUAGACCCAAAGUUUCUAGCAUCCAAACUCACUGAUAAGUCAAGGCUGCUGAUUCUUUGUUCUCCAUCAAAUCCAACUGGAUCUGUUUAUCCAAAGAAACUGCUUGAGGAGAUAGCUGAUAUUGUAGCAAAGCAUCCCAGGCUUCUGGUUUUGUCUGAUGAGAUUUAUGAGCAUAUCAUUUAUGCACCAGAGACACAUACAAGUUUUGCUUCUUUGCCAGGCAUGUGGGAGAGAACUUUAACAGUGAAUGGUUUCUCUAAGGCUUUUGCAAUGACUGGUUGGCGGCUUGGAUAUCUUGCUGGUCCUAGACAUUUUGUUGCAGCAUGUGGGAAAAUCCAGAGCCAGUCAACUUCUGGUGCUAGCAGUAUUUCUCAGAAAGCGGGGGUUGCUGCUUUAGGAUUAGGGUAUGCUGGAGGUGAGGCAGUCUCUACCAUGGUAAAAGCAUUCCAGGAGCGGCGAGAUUUCUUGGUUAAAAGCUUUAAAGAAUUGGAGGGUGUUAAGAUUUCAGAGCCUCAGGGUGCUUUCUAUCUUUUCCUUGAUUUCAGCUCCUACUACGGGGUAGAGGCCGAGGGGUUUGGUGUCAUCAAGGAUUCAGAGUCUCUUUGUCGGUAUCUGCUUGAUGAAGCACAGGUUGCACUUGUCCCUGGAGAUGCAUUUGGAGAUGAUAACUGUAUUCGAAUCUCCUAUGCGGCAUCCCUUUCCACGCUGCAAGCAGCCACAGAGAGAAUCAAGGGGGCGAUGGCCUCACUUAGGCGUGUCAUUCCUGUUUGAUUGGAUUUUUUCUUUUCUUUUCUUUUUUUUUUUUUUGUGGAGUUGAUUCCACAAUUGGAAUGCAUUUAGAAAAUAAGCAGUUAUUAUGUACUAAACUACUAAUUAUGAUUGGAAUGAAUCAGAUAAGUGCGAAAGUCUCUACAUUUUACCUCU
This is a messenger RNA of Nelumbo nucifera (sacred lotus), 1703 nucleotides long. Its product is annotated as bifunctional aspartate aminotransferase and glutamate/aspartate-prephenate aminotransferase-like. The record is from RefSeq and is a predicted model, not a curated record. Gene Ontology annotation, biological process: biosynthetic process; amino acid metabolic process. NCBI's taxonomy places the organism in Eukaryota, Viridiplantae, Streptophyta, Magnoliopsida, Proteales, Nelumbonaceae. Gene Ontology annotation, molecular function: pyridoxal phosphate binding; transaminase activity.